This is a messenger RNA of Conger conger (European conger), 3423 nucleotides long. Its product is annotated as carcinoembryonic antigen-related cell adhesion molecule 1-like. The record is from RefSeq and is a predicted model, not a curated record. Bases 81 to 1859 code for a protein of 592 amino acids. Lineage: Eukaryota; Metazoa; Chordata; Actinopteri; Anguilliformes; Congridae. The transcript has 10 exons.
CAUUAAGACCGCAUUUGAUGUGCGGCUGAAUCCUUAUUUCCCGCAAUGGUCUUGCUUGUUGAUUUCUCUGUCAGAUAAGAAUGGAUAUGCACACUCUACGUCUUUUUGCAGUGGUAUUGCUGUCUGCUGUAGGGUGCUCUUCUGGUCAGAGUGCUCUACCACCGGGACCUCACAUUGGAGAAGUAGGAGGAAGAGUAACAUUCACAACUACAGUCAGCCCAACAGGACCAGAAUUAGCAGCAAUAACCUGGUCUUUUAAUAAUGGCUCUGUACCUGUAAGUGUAAUUACCUUUCUCCCUACUGUCACUAGACCAGGGCCUGGGUACGCGGGCAGAGUGAGUCUGAACAAUGUCACUGGUUCUCUGGAGCUCAGAGAGCUGACACUGAGAGACUCAGGAGAUUAUUCUGUGAGCCUGACAACAAGUAACGCUCAAUCACUGCCUGGGGAAACUAGACUGGAAGUGUACGAGCGAGUAUCCAAUGUGACAGUCAGGGUCAGUACGACUGACUUAGUGGAGUUCAAUGACACUGUCCAACUAGAAUGCUCCGCCCUUGGCUCCUCCCUCUUUUACCGUUGGCAUAAUGGAAGUUCUGACAUCACGGCCAGUGAGCGCGUUCAUCUGAGUGCUGACAGCAGAAUUCUCACCAUAAGCAGAGUUCUGAGGACUGACCGCGGACCUCUAUACUGCACUGUGUCCAAUGCCAUCAGUAAUGGCACCAGUCAGCCAGUGCUCCUCAACAUCAGCUUUGGACCGGAUGAUGUUAAGGUGACUGUGGACCCUCCAAAGGUAGUCCACCCCACUGGAUCCAACCUCACUCUGUCCUGCUCGGCUCAGUCCAGCCCUCCUGCAGAGUUUACAUGGGCUUUUAAUGGGACGAACACAGAGGGUCAGAAAUUGAACCUGGAGAACAUUCAGGAGAGUCAGAGUGGCGGUUAUACCUGUUGGGCCCAUAACAACAUAACCCUGAGGUCUCAGCCUUCUGACCCCAUACAGAUCUCUGUCAUAGAGAAGAUAUCAGAUGUGAACAUCACAGGUCCCACAGGAGUACUGAUAGCAGGUAACGGCUCUGCCAACCUGAGCUGUCAGGCAGCUGCUGGAACCCUCAUCUCCACGAAGUGGCUGAAGGAUGGACACUCACUGUCUCCUAGCAACAGAAUCACAUUCUCCAAUGACAACAGCACUGUGUUCAUAGACCCUGUACAAGGCUCUGAUAAUGGACACUACCAAUGCAGACUUACCAACCCUGUGAGCACAGACACUGUCAGCUACAACCUAACUGUCAACUAUGGACCAGAGGACGUUGUCAUACAAGGACACAGAGAGAUAGAAGUGGGCAACAGAGUGGUGCUGACCUGUUCUGCAUCAUCGGUACCUCCUGCAACAUUCACCUGGACCUUUAACGGGAAAGAGACUGGUGUCCUAACAGAGGAGUACACUAUUGCAAAUGCCUUAAUUGAUCACGGUGGGACUUACAUCUGUCUGGCUAGGAAUUCUGUGACUGAUUUAAGUAUUUUCUCUGCUCCGCAUCUGUUGACUGUUACAGUACCCACCCCACUAGGGGCAAUACUUGGGGGUAUAUUUGGCGUUCUGGCAUGUGCAGCACUGGCCGGUGGGGCUUUUGUCUACAUGAAGAAGAAAAAGGGGUCCGGCCCUUCCUUUCUCCACAACGGCAGGAACACAUCAAAUCAGCAAUCAGCAGGGGAACAGGACGUGACCUACGCAGACGUCACCGCUUUCAAUAAAACCGACGGCAGCAAAAUCCAGAUGGGAUCCUUUACCUCCGAGGCCCCACACAAGCCGGAGGAGGUGGCUGUGGACACGCCGGAGACGGCGUACGCCGAGGUGAAGAAGAACUGAGCGCGCCCCUGGGAUACGCGCUCCGGCACCACGGCUCUACUGUAACGCAGCGCACGCCUCCGCUCCGGGUCUCAGCUCCCGAAGCGUUUGCUGGAUUCACCAACGGAAAUCGUCUGUCCUGUCGGCUGUCCGUCUCGGAAGGGCCCAGACAGUAGGGCAUGUGCUAGAGCACAGCCCAGCAGGGAAACAGCCAAAACCAUUACCUGUGUCACGAAGCAGGGCCCCGUUUCGGAAGGCAGGAUUACCGAGUUCACUGGACAAUUGCACCAAAUCUGGAACAUGGACUGAAGUAAAAAGAGCUGUUCCGGGUUUUUACUCAGUGCAGUUAUCCAGUUAACUCAGUAAUCCUGCUUUGUGAUACAAACCCCCAGAGGGUUCUUUCCAAUGUUUUGCUACGCAAGUGUGCUGCAUUUGUACAGGAUUUUCAUUUUCUCAUUCUAACAACAGCAAGUGUAAUGUUGCACUCCCAAUGGUACAUGAAGUACAGAGAUUAUGAUUUGUCUUUAUUUGUUUUUCUUGACCGAAAUGUGUCAAUGUGAACAAAUGGCUGAUAUAAAAUUGCUAGCUGGCUAACCAAACAAAUCAAGUGAACACAUUCUUUACAGUACAUAAAUGUAUGAUGUUUUUAAAGUGGACUUGUUCUUUCCAUCAGUAGCUGAUGAAUGUAAGGCGCAUAUUUUGUAAUCUAUAGUUUCAGAAAAAAAAGCAUAAAUGGCAAAUAUUAUUUAAGAUGACUUUAUUCAGGAGCUGUACAUUUGUAUUGUUAAAUGUGAAAAACAAUUAUAGAAAGAGUAUGUAAAUGAAAAAUUGACCAUAUAAAAUGAAAGUAUGCGUUUGUGUAUAAGAUCACAGAUCAGGUUUGCCAUUACAGUUUCAGAGCUGGGGUGUCAGUCCUCAGAGGGCCUACUGGGUUUCAGUGUGUCAGUGAUUCAUUGAGGUCAUUCACUGGCGAGAGUCUACAGUAUACGUGUCGUUCAUAAGGCCUGAAUUGGCUGCCUAUUGAAGGAAAAGACUUCAGACACUGCUACAUUCCAGGACUCCUUUGUCUCUUGUGCUUUAGAGCAUGAAUUACAAAUGCAAAUACAGUACACACACAUGGUUCUGUUUGUGGGGCCAAAUCUCAUUUAAUAAAUCAACAUUUGUAAUGCUCUGCGAUUUCAUAUUUUGUAUAAGGUGUCAAUGCCUGUGAAACAGCGUAUGCCUUUCUGAUAUGCAUGUUCAUAUCUGGAGAAAGUGUAAAAAUGAAGUGAGCCAAAAGCUGCUCAGUCAAAUACCAUCACCACCACUCUGUCAGCCAUUUUCUGUGGUAAAGGCGAUAAUUUUUCUUUGUCGCUGUGGAGUGAAGUGAGAGGAGCCUCUGUUGCACAUUUAAGUUCUGUACAUCUGCCUGAACUGGCAGGGUACUGUUGACAUUGGAUGGCUAGCCCUUUAAAAUGCUUUUUGUCUGUCGUGUUGCCAAGAAUGCUAAGAUGCUUAUUUAUGUAUGAUUAUUAUUAUUUUUACAUAAAAAACUAUGUGCAAACUACUCAUUUUAUUUUAAUUAAACAGUAAUGGAAAAACUCAA